GCACUGACAAAUGUUUCUACUUUUACUGGUGACAGGUUACCGUAGCUACUCGCCUCCACAUUUUCCUGUAAACUUCAAGGUUAGCUGUGUGCUUGCGAGAAAAAGCGGGGAAGGCUGGGCAGCUGCCUGUGCGUCCCAAGACUUUCCCAGGUGGCAGCGAGCUGAAGACUGGAAUCUCCUCCUUUCAGCACAGGUGCACCCUGAGGAUUUACCAGUCCUUCACUGGGGGGCAGCUGGGUUUAUUCUGAAGCAAUAUGCAAGAGAACAACAUCGACCAGCCGCCCUCGCUGUCUCAGCUCUUAAGGGAGAACUACCUAGCCGAGGCCAGAGCCCAGCAGCGUCACAGCGAGAUGAGCCGCUCCGACGCCUCGUCCUCGCGCCUUCAGAUCUACGGGUCGCUCAAAGGCAAGGCGGAGGACGCCAUGAGCCACAAUGACCCUCAGUUCCCAGACCUGUCGGCCUUCCUCAGCCAGGAAGAGCUGGAUGAGAGUGUGAACCUGGCCUGCCAGGCCAUCGGACACGAUCCCCGUGAGGAGAGGGCAGAGGUCAAGGUCCCCGUCACGCCUGUAGCCCCCUCCAGCGUCUCCUCGGCCUCAGUUUCUUGCUCUGCAACCCCUUCCGUUCCCUUCCUUAACCCGUCUCCUGCUCCUUCAGCUGCCCCUCCGGCGGUUCCCUUCGCUCAGCCAGAGUUUAAAGAACUGCCAGCGGCAAACGCGACAUACACAGCUGACAGAAAGGUGCACAAAGCGUCCACGCGGCAGGACAACAUGAUCAGGAACAGCAGGGACUCCGGUGAAGGAUUCCACGACUACAACAGGUCGUCGAGGAGCGCCCCGUACGGCCUGGAGACCCAGUCCAAGAAGGAGUUCCUCAACAAGGCGGCAGAUUUCAUCGAGGAGCUCUCCUCCCUCUUCAAGGCCAACAGCUCCAAGCGGGUGCGGCCGAGGUCCUGCAAAACCCACAGGAGCAGGAGCCAGAACAAGGCCCAGAACGAUGAGAUCGUGUACCCCCUCGCCUCUGACAACAGGGAGCGCUCGGUCAUGCCCGCGGAGCUGGAGAAGGAGGGACCCAGCCCCGCCGUUAGCCACCAGCCAGCGGUCCAGCUGGACUCUGGGACUGGACACGUGGAGUUUCAGGACUUCAGGAUUACCGAGGAGCCACAGUACAACUCCGUGCCCCAGGAAGUGGAGGAAGAGGCCGAGGACUUUGCCUCGACAGAGACUCCGUACGCGGAGGAGCCGGUGUGUGAGCCCCCUCAGUUCAUCCAGAAACUGAAAAGCAGGGAGGUUCCUGAAGGCAGCAAGAUGCAGUUAGACUGCAUUGUGAGAGGGCUUCCUGUGCCUGAAGUGCGGUGGUUUUGUGAGGGCAAGGAGCUGGAGAACAGCCCCGACAUUCAGAUCAUCACCAAUGGUGAGCUUCACUCUCUGAUCAUCGCCGAGGCGUUCGAGGAAGACACGGGACGCUACUCCUGCUUUGCGUCCAAUUUCUACGGUACCGACUCCACGUCGGCCGAGAUCUAUGUCGAAGGCGCCUCCUCUUCGGACUCUGACGUGGAGCAGCACUUUGAGCAUGUAGCCCAGCUGCAGAGGAAGCAACCACAGACGCCCUCAUCUUUACCUCCACCUUCAAGCCAAACUCUCCCUGCAGAGGAGGAAGACUCUGUGUCAUCCCAGCCUGCAGCAGCCACUGAAGAACCAGCAGAGGAGCUCUUCUCUCAAACAACGAACCAAGUCGUCCCAGAACCUCUUCCACCCGUCCAGAUUUCUGCUUCUGUACCUCCGCUCCCAGAAUUCUCCCAAGUAGCUGUGGCAUCCACAGCACACCCUGUUCAGGAGGAGGCAACAGUAUUACCUGUGCAGGUGUUCACUUCUACUUCUUCAGGCGAUGCAGGACUUACAGAAGUCCAGAGAGUGCUAACAGCUCCCCUAGGCCUACCUGCACCGCAGACUGUGCAGACGGCGAUAGCUCCAUCGCUGCCUUUAAACUCAGCUCCAGCACAAACAAUCCAGCCUGAGAGUCAAACAUCGAACCACAACUAUCCACAAGGAUUAAACGGGCAACCCAUCAUGGCCGCCCCCGUAUUCACAAAGAGCCUGCAGGACCUCCUUGCCUCAGAAGGCCAGCUGGUGGUGCUAGAGUGUCGCGUGAAGGGGUCGCCCUCACCUCGAGUGGACUGGUACAGGGAAGGAACACUCAUAGACGACUCUCCGGAUUUCAGGAUCCUGCAGAAAAAGCCCAGAUCUCCAGCUGAAUCAGAGGAAAUAUGCACUCUGGUCAUUGCUGAGGUCUUUCCUGAGGAUUCGGGGGUGUUUACUUGUACGGCAAACAACAAGUAUGGAACCGUGUCUAGCACUGCUGCACUCAGGGUCAAAGGCAAUGGCAGCAACAGUAACCACGUGAGGCCUUUGAAUAGUUUAAUGGUGAAGCCCGGUCCAAUGCAAGAGCAUUUCCCCCCGGCUCCUGCUGUGAACCCUCAUCUAGAGGUUGCUGUGACCAGCAGCAUCAAGCCCCACUCCAGCACCAUUCGCCUAGACCCUCUCAUCUCCAGCACCGUACGCCUGGACCCCUUAAACACCAGCACCCUUCGCCUGGACCCCCACAGCUCGAGCAUGUUGCGCCCAGAUCCUCUUCGCACCAGCCUGCCCAGUCUGGAGCCCUCCAGUCUGACCAGCAGCUCCAGCCUGAACGCCCGCAGCACCAGCACCCCAAACUUAGAUCCCCUCUGCCUCAACCAGCAGGACCAUCCCGGGUCCAUUGCAACACGUCCAGAAUCACAGAGCGGCAGACAGUACCUCUCCUACCCAAGACCUUUCGUUGCCUCAUCUGCAGCUGAGACUUCAGCUGCGCAGGAAGUGCCAAGACCCUCAGUGACGUCACCUGACACAAGCCCAAAAGUUAAAGGUUCCCCAAACCACCUGAACGGCACCCCCAUCGUGAUACCCCUGCCCGAUCCUCCUCCCAACUCCUGCCUAAAGACAGGCACCAUGACAAACCACAAACACUCACGCUCCGGCUCCAGAGUCGGCCUGCGCGUGCACUUCAAACUGCCCGAGGACGAGGAAGAGGAGCAAAGUGACGCAUCCUUUCUCUCUGACGAAGACCCAGAUCAGGCGUCAGCCAACAAAGAACCACCACCCGUGCUGGCUAAACCCAAACUGGGCCCGGCUCAGCUGCAGCUCCUGCACAACCAGGUCCUCAUGGAGCAGCAGCAGGACACCGACCCUCCGGCCCAGACCCGCACCCAGCCUCAACACAGGCCCCCAUUCCAGGUCCAGGUCCAACCCGAGGUCCAAAGCUCCCAGGAGGGUCCGCUGUGGUCCCCGAGAAUGCACCGUGAGCCCCCUUUCCAUACGUACCUUAACACGACGACCACCCCGCAGCAGACAUCGCACCCUGCACCCCCGCUGACCACCGCACCCCCUGCUUCUUCUCUGGCUUCUUCCCCAUCACCCAACCCCACCUUUUCACCUCUUCUCAACACUACUCCCUCUUUCAGCUCACCUCCCUCUGCUCCUCACCUUAAGACACCUUCAAUGGUGACCUCCCCUCCCCCCGCCCCACAGCUGAACACAACCCCUUCUUUCAGCAUAGCGCCCGUAUCCCAGAUUAACACCAUCCACGCCUCCCACCUCAACAUGUCCCCUGCAGCUCUCGCCCGAACCGCGCCCACGCCCCAAUUCUUCUCUCCGGCCGCGCCAAAGCUGAGCACAGUCCCCAUGGAUUCAAGCCCGGCUUUGCCGCAGAUCACAUCCCCCGCUCCGCUGCUGAGAAGCACCCACGCCUCACUCAUGAAUCUCAGCGCCACCUCCAACACCUUCAGCUACACCCGGCCCAAGGAGUUCAUAGCCGCUCAGACCUUCUCACCAGUCAGAAGUCCUUCCCCCACAGAAUCCCCGGUGCCGCUGCUCCACGAGCUGGCCGCCGAGUUCAACUCCUCCGCCGCCAGCUCCCCUACGAUCCCGCCGUUCCCGCCUCCGACCAGGAUCCUCCCCACGAGGGUGCUCAGGUCUCCCACCAGCCCUCCGUCCUUCGCCCCUUCGCCGACGCCCGGAUCAGCACCAUUCCACAACAGCGUGUUCGCCCUUCGAGCCCAGUCGCCGCCGCAAGCGCCUUCUCCCACCUCCAGCAGCUCCAGCCCCAGCCCCAUUCAAAACCCCGUAGCUUUCCUCAGCUCUGUCCUGCCGUCGCUGUCCCACAGUCAGCCCACCAACUCGAUGGGCCUACCCAGGGGAGCUCCAUUAGGGCUUCCAAAGAAGGCGCCCAAGAUGCGCCCCCCGUCGGCCGAGGAACUGCGUGAGAGCAGAGAAUCCAUCCUCCACGACAUCGAGAAGAAGCUGAACUUUAAAGAUGAGACUCCGCGUUUUACUCAUCAACAGAAGCCGAGUAAUGAGGGGAAAACAGCGAGCAGACCCCUUGGACCAAACAUUCCUGCUACUGUCAUUAACUAUGAUGAGGAGUACAAAGUGUCCAAUUUUGAGCAAAGGCUAAUGAGCGAGAUCGAGUUCCGCUUGGAGCGAACGCCGGUGGAGGAGUCGGACGACGAGGUGCAGCACGACGACGUCCCCUCUGGAAAAUGCAUCGCGCCCAUUUUUGACAAGAAGCUGAAAAACUUCCGGGCGAUGGAAGGCGUGCCCGUCACCUUCUCCUGUAAAGUGGUGGGAGUCCCACUUCCGAAGGUUUACUGGUUCAAGGACGGGAAGCAGAUCUUGAGGAAGAACGUCCACUACAAGAAGAUAAGAGAGGGGGACGGGACCUGUGCUUUACACAUAGAGUCCACGACCAGCGACGAUGAUGGCAACUACACCAUCAUGGCAGCUAAUCCACAGGGACGAAUCAGCUGCUCGGGUCACUUGAUAGUCCAAACGGGACCUCCACGAAACCGAAUGACGCCUAUUCACUCUCAGAGGGUGCGCUCCCGCAUACAAGAGGUUGAAAGUGAACAAACCGAGGAGCGUUUCUUCCGUCCUCACUUCCUCCAGGCCCCAGGGGACAUGCUGGCUCACGAGGGCCGGCUGUGCAGACUAGACUGUAAAGUGAGUGGCCUACCCAACCCAGAGCUGAUGUGGCUGGUCAAUGGGAAGCCAAUCUAUCCAGACCUUUACCACAAGAUGCUGGUGCGGGAGAAUGGCAUCCACUCCCUGAUCAUUGACCCCCUGACGCAGAACGAUGCCGGCACGUACACCUGCAUCGCGAGCAAUAAAGCCGGACAGAGCUCCUUUAGUCUGGAACUGAAAGUUGUGGAAAAAGAGAUGAAGCACCCUCCUCAGUUUCUGGAGAAGCUGCAGAACAUGGGUAUUCCUGAGGGGACCCCAGUGAGGCUGGAGUGUCGUGUGGUGGGUAUGCCCGCUCCGGCCAUCUACUGGAAGAAGGACAAUGAGACCAUUCCGAAAGCUAAGGACAGAUUCAGUGUGACCCAGGAUGCCACUGGAUAUGUGUGCCUCCUCAUCCAGCCAACAAGGAAAGAGGACGCAGGCUGGUACACGGUGUCGGCAAAAAACGAGGCUGGAGUCAUAUCUUGCACCUGCAGACUUGAUAUCUAUGCACAGUGGCAUCAGAACAUCCCUGCGCCCAUGAAGAAGGCUCCGCGAACGGGCAGCCGCUACGCCGCCCUGACGGGCCAGGGCCUGGACAUCAGGUCGGCCUUCCCCACGUCGGACACCAGCCCCAUCCUGUUCUCCAGCUCCCCUCCCGAGGCCAGGUUGGAGAGCGAGGAGCUGUGAGGAGCUCAGAGGCACUUUCCUGCACCUUCUUGAUACGUCGAAGCGGUGGAGGAGGAGGAGGAGCGUCAAAGGAGAGCGUUCAUCUGAGAGCAGAUUUUGUGUGAUGCAUUUGAAGUGAUACAUUCAGAUUAGAAGGACAGAGAUUUAUUGUGUUACAGCUAUCAACACUGAUAGUGGGUUUGUCACCAUUCCUAUUUACUCAAGUCAUAUGAAGAGUGUCUCACAUACAGAUUUAAAAAAUAACAAUGAUAACAGUACAGAUUUGCAAAGUCUUAGCUCAUGAGCCAUCGGCGGAGUUGAUAUCGUUUGAGGUUGAUGAAUGUUGGCGAAUACAGCUGAUUCUUAAUUAUUAGUCCAGUUCUCAAUAAGUGGCCGUAGAGCCACCUUUUUUUUUUUUCUUUCCCUACUGCCAGUCACAUAAACCUGUACUGGUAGCAGUAGUUUAUUUUAAAUUUUAUAUUGUUAUUCUUUAGAAGCUCUUGAAAUAGUUUAAAGUAUAUUAGUAGGCAUUUGAAUGUGUAAUUUAGAUGAGAGUUUAUUUAAAUAAAGAUUAAUGGCUCCAGCAGGGUGGGAUUCUUUCUACAUUUAGCUAAAUUAUUGAGGUUGAAGUUCAUCACUGGUUCACACAUUUUUUUUUUUUUUUGUCUUGCACCAUGAUUUACAUGUGCACGCACGCCGGCGACGGUCAGAUGUGACUAAACACACGCACCUUCUCAUGGUCGAAAUACUGCUGUGACGUCCCAUUGGUGGCUUGUAGCUGAAACACUGAAAACACUUUCUUUUAUUUUUUUUCGGAGGCCAUUUAAAUGAUCUCUUCGCUUACACAGAGGAACAUUUGCCUAAAAAGCGUUUGCCGGGACAGGCCCGUCCGUCGCCUUUUUGCUUUAGAGGUUGUUUUUAUGAAUGGAUUUAAGUCAUUUUGAAAAGAUACUGAUUUAAAAAAAAAAAAAAAAAAAAAGUUUGAAAGCACAUUUAACUGAUGUAAAGUUGCACAUUGUAAAAUAGUUUUGUCCUCCUCAGAAUAAAGUUAUAUUUAUUCAAGA
Molecule: messenger RNA, 6763 nt
Organism: Mugil cephalus (flathead mullet)
Lineage: Eukaryota; Metazoa; Chordata; Actinopteri; Mugiliformes; Mugilidae
Gene: mypn
Product: myopalladin
Exons: 21
Coding region: 255-5720 (1821 amino acids)
Source: RefSeq, a predicted model, not a curated record